AAAAAAAAGAAUGAAAAAGAUGAUGAUGAUGAUAAUAAAACUAAUGAUACGAGUUCUGCUAUUAUUACUCCUGGUAGUGACCAUUUUCUAUCUCAAAAUAAUAAUAUUCAAGAUAAUCAAAAUACUCAAAAUUCUCAAAAUUCGGCACAAUUUUCAUUUACGAAUUCGAUUAAUACUAGUCAAACUAGUUCUAAUAGAGGCAGUGAUGGAUUGGAUGGCAUGUAUUAUGAUAGACAUUCACCUCAAAUGGCACCUCAAAUGGCACAAAUGAAUAAAAAAGUUCGAAGAGGGAGCGGACAACAAUACUAUCAAAAUUAUAGUAAUUAUAGCAGUAAUAAUGGUUAUGAUGCUAGUAGUGGUCGUGGUAGCGGUAGCGGUAGCGGUGGUUAUAAUAAUAAUAAUAAUGUAUAUAACGAAUUUAUUGGUUAUAACAUUCCAUUACAACAACGGUAUUCACCUAAUCAACCACAAAUAGUACAAAAUGAUGUAUAUUCCGGUGUGGUCCCACAACAUGGCUUCAUUCCUCAACAAGGAUAUUAUCCACAUCAAGAUCCUAUAUCAACUUAUAAUGAACAUGAUCAACCACCUGUUCCUUUUUAUCAUUCUUCAAACGCUAACAUGAAUGCUGCUUCUUCAUAUUCACCUUAUAUUAAUCCUUCACAUUCACCAACUUAUAAUUCCCCAUAUUUUCCUCCCAAUCCUCCCAAUCCUCCUUCACAUACUCCUCCAUUUUAUAAUCCUUCGUAUACUCCCCCAUAUAAUACUUCAUAUUCCCCUUCUUCACACUCUCCACCGUUUCCUUUUAAUAAUCCUUCACCUACUCAAUUAAAUAUCAAUGAUUCUAAUAGAAAUAGCCCACAUAGUAAUGAUUCUACAAAUAUUCCUCCCAGCAGUGAUUUUAAUAGUAGUAACAGAAGAGAUAGCUCUAAUCCUACGAUUUCUAGAUCUGGAAGUUUCGUUGAUAGAAUAAGAAGAAUUGGUAGUGGUAGAAGAAAUAGAAAUUCUUCUAAUACUACAACUACUACUAAUAAUACCACGAGUAGUAGAAGUAGUUAUACUAGAAGCGGAUUAAUCAAUACACGCAGUAAUGAUUAUACUUACAAUUACGGUGAUUAUCGAGAGAGGAGGUAGUUAUUAAAAAGGAAAAAAUAGAAUUAAUUUACGUAUAGAUAUUAACUUACUGUAGAACAGUAUUAUAAAUAAAUGAGGG
Molecule: messenger RNA, 1210 nt
Organism: Rhizophagus irregularis DAOM 181602=DAOM 197198
Lineage: Eukaryota; Fungi; Glomeromycota; Glomeromycetes; Glomerales; Glomeraceae
Source: RefSeq, a predicted model, not a curated record